Tuber melanosporum (Perigord truffle) is the source of this 2651-nucleotide messenger RNA. RefSeq lists its product as uncharacterized. Gene Ontology annotation, biological process: transcription initiation at RNA polymerase II promoter; transcription by RNA polymerase II. The transcript has 4 exons. Gene Ontology annotation, cellular component: transcription factor TFIIA complex. NCBI's taxonomy places the organism in Eukaryota, Fungi, Ascomycota, Pezizomycetes, Pezizales, Tuberaceae. The coding region runs from base 710 to 1831 and encodes 373 amino acids. The record is from RefSeq and is a predicted model, not a curated record.
UGAGCACUCUCUUCUUUCCACUGUGCCUGUCAUCUGUGGCUAUCUUUCAUCCUUUUCUCUUAUUUUUCCUCCUCUCUCAACACCACACACCACUCUCCCUCUUCGCCCGCUCUCAACUCCAACAAAGUUUUCCACCAGCAAUCGUUUUAAUCUACUUGAGAAAAAUUCGGAGAAAUCUAUCCCUCUCCGCCUCAGCCCUCUAGCUUUGAGCAGUCUACGGGUACACCCGACUGCUUGCGAGAGAAGGCAGACAGAGCCCCAAUCUGCGUGUUAGGCUGGGAAAGAAACGUCCCCCGCCAAGGCUUUCCUUCAUUUCCCUCCCCCGAUUACUAAGCCAAUCCUUUCACCCUCCAAAUUCACACACCAGCCCGACACUAUCACCAGAGCCACCCCAAGGUCCCAAAGGAAUAGCUACCACUAAGUCAACCAAAAGAACAAAAGCUAUCCCCGGUGCGACCGUUCAUCUCCCUUUGAACGCUCCCAUAGUUUGAGCUUCUGAGGUCUUUCUCUUUCUCUCUUAGCUGGUGGUAUCUUGUUCCAAACAGAAUCUGUACCGUUCCCCCCAUCGACUGAAGGAAAGCUCUCCCGCCUUCCUCUGUCGCGAUCCUCCCGCAACACACAAGAAACCAACCACCCCCCUCCACUCUCGAAUUCCUAACCCAAUCGUCCAAUCAAGCCGUUAUUUUUGUCCAUCGCUUCAAGAGGCAAGAUGUCGAAUCAAGUAGUUGGUGAAAUUUACCAGCGUAUUAUUGAUGAUGUUAUCAAUAACAGUAUCAUCGACUUUGAGGAAGCUGGAGUUAAUGCAUCGACUUUGCAGGAACUGAAGCAGGUCUGGCAAUCCAAACUCACAGAUCUUAAUGUCGCUACCUUCCCAUGGGACCCCCCAUCGGAAACCGUGCAAGCUUCCGGCUCAGCCCCCGCCCCGAAUUCGCCUACAAAGGUCCAGAAUAAUAACUCCCAGCAACAGCAACAAAAUACUAUCAAACAAGAACCCGGUGCUCAGAACCCUAACCCACAAACCGUCAAUGUUGGCGUUAGAAUCAAACCAGAGCCGGGAAUGGAACCCCAAGGUGUCUACGCCCCGCCUGCACAGCCCACCGGGAAUCCAACCCAUAAUCCGGCUCUCGCUGAGGCAAGAGCACGUCAAAAUCUCGCCCAGAAGUUUGGAAAUACUCCUCAAUUGGCCAGACCUGCUGGCGGUUUAGUUCUCCCCGGUCUCGCUACCAAUCCUCAGCAGAGACCCAACGGGCAACAGAGUGGUAUUCCUCAGCAUGACGGUGGCGGUGAGGAAACCAUUCCGAUCGAAGGAUACGGUAGCAUUAGUAGAUCGGAAGCGGACAAAAUAUUACUUCGUCGCAUCAGUGAUGCUGAACGUGAGAGUGCCAGGGCUACUGAUGAACUCGUCAAGGCUUUGAUGAACCUUGGGCAUUCCUCUAAAUCUUCCAAAGCUAAGGGACGCCGUAGGGCUCAAGAUCCCUACGAGGAAGCACUUGAUCCUUUCAAUCAUUACCCUCACGCUGCCCCUGUUCCUACUGUUCUUGACGUUUCUAAUACACCCAGUCCUCGGCCGGCGCCUAUGGGGCAGGUGGACGGAGAGUCUGGUGAUGAGGAAGUUGUCGACGAAGACGCCAUCAAUUCCGACCUCGAUGAUCCCGAGGACGACGAGAUUGACGGCGAGGAUGAUGACGAAGUCCCGCAGAUUAUGUUGUGCAUGUACGAUAAAGUCCAGCGUACCAAGAACAAGUGGAAGUGUGUUCUCAAGGAUGGAGUCUUGACUAUCAACCAGACUGAGUACGUUUUUCAUAAAGCCAACGGCGAAUAUGAGUGGUAGAUGACGGCUCAGGGCGUACGGACUUGGCGAACCUCGGAAAGAAAGAAAAAAACAAUUCUCUCUCGACUCAAUUCAAAAUUUUUGCUUGAUCUUGUGGAUUCUGCGAUGUUACACUCAUAAAGUUUUCGGAAGGCGGGAUAUCAACUGUUUUCUUUACUUUUCUUUUUUUACUUUUUGAAAAAAAGGAAGCACUACUGAUCAUUGAACCGAAUCAGAUUUAGUAGUUUAUUUUUUGUUACUCACCUCCCCUCUUCUCUUUUGCUGUUUUCUCAUGGUGCACGUGUAUUGCUUUCUUCUCCACCCAUUGCUUUUGAUUUCACUUCAUUUCAUGGACUCUACCUAUUCAUACUUUGGUGGUCAUUAUUCAACCCUGUUUGCUCAAAAUCAUGGAUGUAAAAUUCCCUUCAUCCUCUUAUCUAUCCCUUUCUCCUGUUUCUUAUCAUAGCUCCUUUGUUUGCUUCUUCUACUUCUUACAGGUGUGGAAAUGCCGAUACGGAGGGGACAUCCGGUAUACGGUACAUGCGAUACGAUACGAUGCGAUUAAGUAGAAGCGGCGGACGCUUUCCCAACUUUACAAUGGGUGUUAAUUUGCUAGGGACUUGGGUAAUUUGAUUCUUUCUUUUGUCCGUGCUUGUUUGGUUGGUGUACGUUAUGUUUACGUUACUGGUUUGCUUUCACUCUUGCCUGGCAAGUGCUGUGGGGAGAAUGGGGAAUGGGACGGAAGGCAGGACAAGGCAAGGCAAGGGGACAUGGGAUGGAUGGAGUGGGGUGGGGUGUAUGGAUAUUAUUAAAAUAAAAAAUUUCUCGCUAUUCAUUGUGA